AUGAUAUGUAUGUGGCGCUGUUUAGUGUUUAUUGUGUAUUGUAGCAGCGAGGCCAUGAAAAAGCCUGUUUCAACGACGGAGCCUUCGAGGUCAUUAGAGGGUGUCUCCUCGAUCCUUUGCAUGGCAAACAAGUGUGGCUCCACUGAUAUGAUGGAGCGUUACCGCAAUCAACUGGUGGAUCGUGUAUUAGCGCUUACCUCGUGUAUUAUUGAAAGAAUAACUACUGCGUUGAAUACUGACGUGACGUCAAAGGCGACACCAAGGAUAGGACGAUACAAGGAUAUGAAUACUGUCAUCUCUGGGAGAACUCCAGAUUAUGGUAAGCGUACCUUUGUUGCCGACCGUAUUUACGAUAAACGUAAUGGUAGGUUACAUCGUGGGAUAGGUCCCACACGAGAAAGGGCAUUUACAAUGCCCGUUAUUUGCACGACAUUGCCUGAAGUGAUGCCUCCAAUGAACAUGAGCACUAAUUCGGUAAUGACAAUUAACAUCAGUGAUUCUCGAUCCAAGUUGAAUAUCACGUCUUCAGAGUUGCCACUUUUUACCCCCAUUAAACAAAUUUU
This is a messenger RNA of Trypanosoma cruzi, 563 nucleotides long. RefSeq lists its product as uncharacterized. The transcript has a single exon. The annotation marks the transcript as partial. The record is from RefSeq and is a predicted model, not a curated record. Lineage: Eukaryota; Euglenozoa; Kinetoplastea; Trypanosomatida; Trypanosomatidae.